Eremothecium sinecaudum is the source of this 462-nucleotide messenger RNA. It is a transcript of the gene CCW12, whose product is annotated as Ccw12p. Lineage: Eukaryota; Fungi; Ascomycota; Saccharomycetes; Saccharomycetales; Saccharomycetaceae. The coding region runs from base 1 to 462 and encodes 153 amino acids. The record is from RefSeq and is a predicted model, not a curated record. The transcript has a single exon.
AUGCAAUUCACCGCUGUCGCUUCUGUCGCUUUGGCUGCUGCCGCUGCCUCUGCCAAUGUAGUUUCCAACGCUACUACUGUUACUGACUACCACAAUGCUACCACUUUGGUGACCAUCACCUCUUGUGAACAACACUCUUGUGUUGAGUCUGUUUCCACCGCUUUGCGUUCUACUGCUACUGUUACCGUUGACAACACCAUCACUAUCUACACCACCUGGUGCCCAUUGCCAUCUGAGCAAGCUCCACCAGCUCCACCAGCUUCUGAAGCUCCACCAGCUCCAGCUCCUGAAACUACCCCAGCUCCACCAGCUCCAGAAACCCCAGAUGCUCCACCAGCUCCAGCUAUUGAGCAACCAAGCUCCAGUGUUCCACCAGUUCAAUCUACUUUCACUGGUGCUGCUGCUAGAGCUUUGCCAGCUGCCGGUGCUUUGUUCGCUGGUGCCGCUGCUUUGUUGUUGUAA